AUGCGCUUAUUUUCCCUCGUAGCGGUAUUGUCUACUGCCGCAAACUGUUCAUGGGCUUUUGCCACCUUUGACCAUUUGGAAGACUUGUCUCAGAAGCUGAACAACUUCCGCAAUGAACUGUCUCCUCACACUCAGCUCUUUUUCCCCAGCGAUAAAAAUUGGACGACAGAAACUACCCAGCGGUACACCAUCCACGGUUCACCCACUUAUAUCGCCUCUAUUAAACCUGCCACAGAAUCUGAUGUGCAAAAGAUUGUGAAAUUUUGUUCAGAUUUAGAUAUUCCGUUUCUUGCAACUGGUGGCGGCCAUGGAUUUGCUACGACCUUCAGAAACCUGAAAAACGGCAUUGAGAUUGAUCUUGGAUUUUUCAGAAGCGUAUCCGUGGAUGCUACCGCAAACACGAUGACCAUUGGUGGUGGCACUCAUUUCCAGGAUGUGUUCGAUCCACUGUUCAAAGAAGGCAAAGAAAUCCAGACUGGCUCUUGUCCCUGCAUUGGGAUGCUAGGAGCUACAUUAGGCGGGGGUGUUGGCCGUUACAGCGGUUAUCAUGGUAUGAUCAUAGAUUCGCUUUUGUCCGUCCGGAUUGUUACUGCGGAUGGGAGAGUUACGCUUGCAUCACAAAAGCAGAAUUCGGAUUUGUUUUGGGCCGUUCGGGGUGCCGGCAUGAACUACGGCAUAAUACUUUCGGCCACAUACAGGGUCCAUGAUCAAACAGUGUCUCAUGUCACCAAUGUAGACAUUGACUUUCCCUUGAGCCAAAGUCGAACUCUUAUGAACUGGCUGAAAGAUCAUGAAACCACCAUGCCCAUUGGCUUGUCGCCAACCCUUCUCAUCGGUUAUUCCACCGAAAGGAAAGAGGCAACAUUUACCCUGAAUGUGGUGUACAUCGGCCCUAAAAAACAGGCUGAGUCGCUGCUUCGGCCGCUGCUGACGGCUGAUCACAUAAGGCAAAAUGUCUCUGAAGUGCCUUGGAACACAUUUCUCAAUGCGCCCUUCUGGGGAGUGCUGGGCAUGGGGUGUCCGAAGGGACUAAAUGCCAAUCUGUACGGGCUGGCAGUGAAAACGUUUGAUGUCGACACCUAUGUGAGCAUGUUUGAUAACUGGAACAAGUUUGUGCAAGCAAACCCAGAGACUCAGAAAAGUGUCUUUUACAUCGAAGCGUUUCCAACACAGGGAAUUAGAGCAGUGGCCGACGACGCAACUGCUUAUCCGCACCGUGAUGCAAAUGCUCAUUUACUCUUUAACUUUGAGUAUCCGACUGGCAAUAGUUCCCUUGAGCGGAAGGUGAAUGACUUUGCCGUCAAGUGCCGAAAUGAUUUAACCAGAGUUAGCGGUUAUAGUCAGCUCUCUGUGUACGUCAGCUAUGGUCAUGGAGAUGAAGCGGUGCAGUCUUUGUAUGGAUCCGAAAAGCUGCCUCGUCUCCGGGCGUUGAAGAAGAAAUGGGAUGCCAAAAAUCUUUUUAGGUUCAAUGAACCACUUGUUUAG
Messenger RNA from Pochonia chlamydosporia 170, 1485 nucleotides. Its product is annotated as FAD-binding protein. The record is from RefSeq and is a predicted model, not a curated record. The coding region runs from base 1 to 1485 and encodes 494 amino acids. NCBI's taxonomy places the organism in Eukaryota, Fungi, Ascomycota, Sordariomycetes, Hypocreales, Clavicipitaceae. Gene Ontology annotation, molecular function: oxidoreductase activity; FAD binding. The transcript is spliced from 5 exons.